AUGGAGCGGACUCUUGGGGUAUCUUGGAAUGUUGAAGCUGACAUCUUCACUUUCAAGGUAAAUCCAAAGGAGAAACCUCCUACAAGAAGAGGUAUACUCUCGGUGACCAGUGCCUUAUACGAUCCUCUCGGAUUUGUAGCCCCAGUUGUGCUGGUAGCAAAGAUUCUCUUGCAGGAUAUUUGCAUAGAAGGCCUAGGAUGGGAUCAAGCUGUUGGUGAAGCUGAACAAAUUCGAUGGAAGCAAUGGCAAAAUGGACUUCCGAAACUGCAAGGACUGCAGAUUCAAAGGUGCUUGAAACUAAAGACUAGUGCAGAGACGUCAAGACAAGAUUUGCAUGUCUUCUGUGAUGCUUCCCAGAGAGGGUAUGCAGCAGUGGCCUAUCUCCGUACGGAGGGUGCGGAAGGAAAUGUUCACUGUGCCUUUGUUAUGGGGAAGACGAGGCUAGCACCAGUGAAGACGACUACAAUACCACGUCUUGAACUCUCAGCAGCUGUUCUGGCAGUCUUGCUUGGCCAGACCAUCCAGAAAGAAUUGAAAUUGCCGAUAGCCACGACCACUUACUGGACAGAUUCUACGUCAGUGUUGCAGUAUAUCCAAAAUGAGAGUAGGCGCUUUCAUACUUUCGUGGCUAAUCGCGUGUCUAAGAUCCGUGCUGCGACUGAUGUUGCACAGUGGCGAUUUGUAGACACAAAAUCAAAUCCUGCAGAUGAGGGUUCUAGAGGCUUGUCUGCAGGUGAAAUGAUUUCAGAAGCAAGAUGGCUUAACGGGCCUGACUUCCUGUGGAAGAAACAGGAUCAAUGGCCACAACCCUUGCAUCUCCUUCGAUCGAUGCAAGAACUUCAAGGAGACCCUGAAGUGAAGAAGAUGGCAAAGAGCAACUUUGUCAGUUGUGACAGGAUGAUAGAUGAUCUCCUGGAACGCUACUCAUCAUGGACGAGACUCAAGAAGGGCAUUGCCUGGAUCAGGCGAUUCUUGAGAUACCUUCGCUUGAAGAGGUUAGGAAACAAGGAGCCAUGCACUGAGAACGUGCUUUCUCCUGCAGAGCUGCAGGAGGCUGAAGUGGCUAUUGUUAAGUACGUUCAAACGAAGGAGUUCCCUCAUGAGCUGAAAGUCGUUCAUGGGAGUGCUAAGAAGACUUCCGGUCUUGGCUUAGCGAAGGUUAAUCCUAUCAUGGUAGAUGGUGUGUUGCGCGUUGGUGGAAGACUUGCCAAUGCACCAGUACCAUACGAUAGUAAACACCCAGUGAUCCUUCCAAGUGGACACCAUGUCACCAAGCUGCUCAUCAUCCAUCAUCACAUAUUGGUUGGACAUUGUGGUGCAGGUGCUACAUGGAACUCCUUAAGAGAGCGGUUCUGGAUCAUCAAUGGUGGAGCUGCAGUACGCAAAACUAUCGGAAGGUGUUUCAGAUGUAAGAAGAGGAACGCUGCCAGAGGGCAACAGUUCAUGGCAGAUUUGCCUAAAGACAGAGUCACACCUGACAAACCACCCUUUUCCAGUGUUGGCAUUGACUAUUUUGGGCCACUCUAUGUCAAGGAAGGGCGGAAAACAGUGAAGAGAUACGGAUGUAUCUUCACAUGCCUUGCAAGCAGGGCUGUACACCUUGAAGUGGCUCACACCCUCGACACUGACUCGUUUAUCAACGUGCUCAGAAGAUUCAUGAGUAGAAGAGGGAGGCCAGAGAAAAUUCGUAGUGACAACGGAAGAAACUUCAAGGGUGCCGAACGUGAACUACGUGAGAAUCUUCACAUUUUGAAUCAGAAGAAGGUAGCAGAGUUUCUGCAUCAGAGAGAUAUCGAGUGGCAGUUCAACACUCCCGCAGCAAGUCACAUGGGCGGGGUGUGGGAACGGCUUAUAAGAUCUGUGCGGAAGAUACUAAAGAGUGUUCUUGGAGAACAACUCGUGAAUGAUGAAAUCCUAGUGACAACACUAGUAGAGGUCGAAGGAAUUCCUAACUCAAGACCUUUGACUAAUAUCAGGCAAGAUCCAAAUGACUUGGAGCCGCUUACUCCGAAUCAUCUUCUGAUGAUGAAACAACCCCACUGCUUACCGCCAGGUAUCUUUACGAAAGAUGACCAAUACUGCCGUCGCAGAUGGCGACAAUGUCAAUAUCUAGCUGAGCUGUUCUGGAAACGAUGGCGUCGUGAAUAUUUGCCGAUGCUACAGAACAGACAGAAGUGGCUACAUUCAAUCAGGAACUUCAAGGUUGAUGAUCUUGUCCUGAUGGUGGAUGAGGCUAUGCCAAGAGGACAGUGGGCCAUUGGCAAAGUCUCGGAGGUAUACCCUGGAAGGGAUGGCAAGGUUCGCCAAGCAGAAGUAAAGGUUGGACCAAGGUUUUACAAGCGUCCUAUAACCAAGCUUUGCCUGCUUGAAAAUAGUGAGCAUAACGCUGCUCAAGAUGAAUGA
Molecule: messenger RNA, 2403 nt
Organism: Lytechinus pictus (painted urchin)
Lineage: Eukaryota; Metazoa; Echinodermata; Echinoidea; Temnopleuroida; Toxopneustidae
Exons: 1
Coding region: 1-2403 (800 amino acids)
Biological process (GO): DNA integration
Molecular function (GO): nucleic acid binding
Source: RefSeq, a predicted model, not a curated record